AUGCAUAUAAUCAAGCCUGUAUGGCUGACACAUGGAGGUGAACGGAAAGAUUUCGAAGUGUACAGUUGCGACGUCUCGCCGGAUGGAAAGCGAUUGGUAACUGCUGCAGGAGAUGGAUAUGUACGAAUCUGGUCGACCGAAGCUAUCUACAAUGCGGCCGAUCCUGCUUAUGCCGAUAAACCGAAACAGCUUGCUUCUAUGAGCAAUCAUUCCGGAACUAUACACACCGUCCGAUUCUCUCCCAACGGCAAGUACCUCGCAUCUGGCGCAGAUGAUAAGAUAGUCUGUGUCUACUCGUUAGAUGCGAAUCCACCGUCUCAUGCUACUACCUUCGGCUCGGAUGAAGCGCCUCCAGUUGAGAACUGGCGAACGAUUCGGAGAUUAAUUGGGCAUGACAAUGAUGUGCAGGAUUUGGGCUGGUCAUACGAUUCUUCUAUCUUGGUCUCUGUGGGUUUAGACUCGAAAGUUGUCGUCUGGUCGGGCCAUACCUUCGAGAAAUUAAAGACACUCUCCGUCCACCAAAGUCACGUCAAGGGCAUUACGUUCGAUCCUGCAAACAAAUACUUUGCUACGGCCAGUGAUGAUCGAACAGUGAAAAUAUUCCGGUUCAAUUCGCCAGCACCAAAUGCGACUGCGCAUGAUCAACUCAAUAAUUUCGUCUUGGAAACCAACAUCGUCACGCCUUUUAAGAGUUCGCCCUUGACGGCGUAUUUCCGGCGCUGCUCGUGGUCUCCUGAUGGAUUGCAUAUUGCGGCUGCUAAUGCGGUGAAUGGGCCUGUGAGUUCGGUGGCUAUUAUAAACCGUGGAUCGUGGGAUAGUGAUAUCAACCUCAUUGGACACGAGGCGCCUGUGGAAGUGUGCGCGUUCUCCCCAAGAUUAUAUUCUGCGUAUCCUGUGAAAUCAGGUACCGAACAUCAUAACUUGGUGACGGUUAUUGCAUGCGCCGGAGGAGACAAAUCACUCAGCGUCUGGAUAACGAGCAAUCCAAGACCGAUUGUGGUUGCGCAAGAUAUUUCCGCAAAAUCAUUGUCCGAUCUAGCGUGGAGUCCGGAUGGUACAUGCUUGUUCGCAACUGCCUUGGAUGGAACUAUUCUCGCCGUUCGAUUUGAGGAGGCGGAGCUUGGGUAUCCCAUGUCACUGGAGGAGAAUGAGAGGUCUUUGACGAAAUUUGGCACAAGAAGGGGUGCCGGUAUAGCAGAAACUACCGAUGGUUUACUACUCGAGGAGAAGAGUAAAGCGGGAGAAAUCAAAGGUGUUGAAGGCAGAAUGGGAGCUUUGAUGGGUGACGGCCAUGAUUCAACGGAGGCUACAGUGAAUGGAACUACGACGAUUACUUCAACCACAACAAUGGUCACGAACGGUACUUCUGAGAAACAGAAGACUCAAACGAAUGGAACGACAUCCGAGCAGGAAAAAGAGUCUGAAAAAGAAAAGGACAAGCCUGAUCCGUAUCAGGCGAAAUUGGAAAGAUUGAAACAGCGGCCAACAUAUACCAAAGAGGGGAAGAAGAGAAUAGCUCCUUUAUUAGUCUCGGGUGCCGGUGCGUCUGAGUCAUCUUUACCACAGUCUAGACUCGUGGCAUCUUCGACAGUUAGCCAGGUCGGAAGUGAUGCACCUCAGUCAAUACUUGAUUUGUCAAAGCCAUUCGAUGGACUGCCGAAAGGUGGUUUACAAGCAUUACUCUUUGGGAACAAGCGCAAACUAGCUCAAAUUGAAGGCGAUGAAGAUAACCAGGUGGAGAAACGUGUCGCAUCUAUCAGUCAGAACGGAUCAAUGCCGAUACUGUCAAAUACCACUGCUGGACUCAUGCCAGCCAUCACCGGACCGGCGGUUACGGGACAACAAACAACACCAGGAUUUAUUCGACCAGCCGUCGUCAACCCCUGCAUGGCUAUCAGCCAGCUUAGGUUGGCAGUACCAAAGAUUCGCCCACAAAUAUUACAGGCUCUCGAUAAAAAUGGGAAUCCAACAGAACCUUCUGGAGAUUCGAAACAGUCACGGAUAGAUCUCGUGUUUGAAGCUCGUAAUCCACCUCCAGGUACGUUGACCGGUCGCUCGACGGACCGAGAUCCGGUACGAAUCAGCCUGAGUCGUGGUGAUCAACCCCUGUGGCAAGACUUUCUCCCCAAAUCUGUGCUAUUGGCGACUGGUAAUACUGGUUUCUGGUCUGUUGCCUGUGAGGACGGAUCGAUAUAUAUCUGGACACCUGCGGGCCGUCGACUUAUCAACGCGCUGGUUCUAGAAGCCCAAGCAGUCAUUCUUGAAAGUAAAGGACCGUGGCUAUUAUGCAUCACCGCAGUAGGGAUGUGCUAUGUCUGGAACGUCAAAACUGUAUCAUCACCUCAUCCUCCUGUAUCUCUCCAGCCGGUCUUGGAUGCUGCUACACAUGCUCAAACUGGUCAGGCUAUCCUUGCGCCUGCCAUCACAGGGGCGAGGAUAAAUUCUGAGGGCCGUAUUGUUGUCGGCCUAACUAAUGGUGAGGGAUACAUAUACUCCUCAGCCAUGUACACAUGGCAACGGGUAGCAGAGCCAUGGUGGGCAGUUGGCAGUCAGUAUUGGAACACAACCGAUGCUUCAGUGAGCAAUCUUCAGGCCAUGGGCAGUCAGAACGGCGAAGAAAGCAAGAAGAAGAAGAUAUCCGCGGGUAUUAUUCCUUUCCUCGAACGAAACACGACCACCGAGACAUUGCUUCGUGGACGGGCUUAUUUCCUACAACGUUUGAUAAAGGUCUUACUAUCUCGAGAAGGAUACGAGAGCUUUGAAUCCAGCGUUUCAAUCGCCCAUCUUGAGAACCGAAUGGCGGCCGCCCUGUCCUUAGGAGCCAAGGAGGAGUUCCGUCUUUAUUUGUCUAUGUAUGCCAAACGCAUCGGAGCGGAAGGACUACGUGGCAAGGUGGAAGAACUCUUAAAAGCUCUUGUGGGCGGUAUUUUUGACUCUGAUGAUGACGAAGGUACUUCUGAAGCGGUACAGCGAGCUGUCUCGGCCACUGAGAAAGACGGCCGAAACUGGUCCGAGAACUCAGAUACUCUUUGUGGCUGGCCGCGGGAUGUACUACUGAAAGAAGUCAUUAUUGCUCUUGGUAAACAUCGAGACUUACAACGAGUCACCGUCCCUUAUGCAAAAUUGCUAGGCGUCGUGGACGAAGAAGGAGCCGAUUCCGAAGCCAUGGAAACAAGCUAGCUGACUUAUUUUAUUCUUUCUGACUUUUCAAUGCACCUGUAUUUUGAGAUUCGGGCGUUUAGAGCAAGGGUAGGGGCUGUAUCUGGGCCUUUUUUUUUUUAUGGAGGGGUAUAUGAUGAUUGUUCACAAAUUCAUAGGUUCUAUAAAUUCGGUAUACAGGGUUCUUUUG
Talaromyces stipitatus ATCC 10500 is the source of this 3349-nucleotide messenger RNA. RefSeq names its product histone transcription regulator Hir1, putative. Gene Ontology annotation, cellular component: HIR complex; nucleus. Gene Ontology annotation, molecular function: protein binding; nucleosome binding. The coding region runs from base 1 to 3180 and encodes 1059 amino acids. The transcript is spliced from 5 exons. NCBI's taxonomy places the organism in Eukaryota, Fungi, Ascomycota, Eurotiomycetes, Eurotiales, Trichocomaceae. Gene Ontology annotation, biological process: chromatin remodeling; DNA-templated transcription; regulation of DNA-templated transcription. The record is from RefSeq and is a predicted model, not a curated record.